Messenger RNA from Fonsecaea erecta, 1164 nucleotides. RefSeq lists its product as hypothetical. The record is from RefSeq and is a predicted model, not a curated record. The transcript has 3 exons. Lineage: Eukaryota; Fungi; Ascomycota; Eurotiomycetes; Chaetothyriales; Herpotrichiellaceae. Bases 1 to 1164 code for a protein of 387 amino acids.
AUGGCGACAGCGCUUGUUCUUGGAGCGUCUGGAGUGUCCGGCUGGGGCGUUUUGGACGAGCUGCGCACCUACCCUUCGCCAACGGCCUUCAAGCGCAUCAUUGGCCUCACGUACCGUCCUCUAACGAAGGAGACUGCCAUGGUGCCCGAGGAGGACCACCACCGGGUCGAACUCUACAGCGGCUUCGACCUGGGUCUCCCAGUCGACGAGAUCGCAAAGAGGCUCAAAGCCAUCGACAACAUCGGCGAUGUGGGACCCGUCUAUUUUACGGCGUACACAGCGCACGGGCAGGGCCAUGACGAGGUCAUCAGAGCGAAUGUGGCCCUCGUCUCCAAUUCCAUCCAAGCAUUGGAGAAAGUGUGUCCCAAUUUCUCGUUCUUCACUCUGCAGACUGGUGGGAAGCACUACGGUCUUGAAUGGAUCGAACACAUCAAGAUUGAGAUCCCGUUGAAGGAGUCUGCCCCCCGCGUGCCAUCGCCUUGGGGAGACAAAAUCUUCUACUACGCCCAGGUCGACGAGAUUAAGAGGCUCGCCAAAGGCAAGAAAUGGGGAUGGUGCGAGCUACGCCCCGAUGCGAUUAUCGGAUUCGUGCCGCAGAACAAUGCCAUGAGCAUCGUCCAGGGCCUCGGUCUGUACUUCAGCUUCUACAAGUGGCUGCAUGGCCCCAAUCCCCCGCCGGUGAGGUUCCCGGGCAACGAAGGAGCCUGGAACGCCAAACGAACGGACACAUCGUCGACGGUGCUCGCACGCUUCCACAUCUACGCGUCGCUGCACCCGGAGCGGGUGGAUGGGAAGUCAUUCAACGUCGCGGACUCGUCGGAGCCCACGCAGUGGAAGGUGCUCUGGCCCAUCAUCUGUAACUACUUCGGGGUAUCCACGCUGGACGGGCCGGAUCCUGAGGGCAAGGCGCAGUCGAUUGGGGCGUUCAUGGAGGGCAACAAAGACAAAUGGACGCAGUGGGUGCGGGAGACGCGAGUCCGGCCAGGCACACUCGAGGGCACCAGCUGGCCGUUCAUCAACUACCUGACCCAGGAGUGGACGUUUGACCACCCCUUCGACCUGACCGAGAUGUACGCCACGGGGUUCCCCGACGUGCUGGAUACGCCGACGCAGUGGUUGCUGGGAUUCGACCGGAUGAAGGCCGCGAAUCUCAUUCCGAAGUAG